This is a messenger RNA of Rodentolepis nana, 513 nucleotides long. The record is from the annotation of a GenBank genome assembly. Lineage: Eukaryota; Metazoa; Platyhelminthes; Cestoda; Cyclophyllidea; Hymenolepididae.
AUGAAUCGUUGGUGUAAUGGGUCGACAGUUGAAUACUGUUUUCAUGAAAGAGCGCUAACUCACGAUGCUCAUAUGUACAAGGAUAAUCGAAGUAUCUAUGGAUACACUGAAUUGAAGGAAUCAAAACCGACUAUUUUGGACUCUAUUAAAGAUCACGAUUUAUGUGCAAUCGAGGCUCUGAAAACACUUAAUUUUAGGGCUUUUGAUCUUCAGAUAUGUCUUGCUAAAACGCCUCUCCCAGAAUUCCAUCUUUGGGGCAUAUUUUUGAAAUUGGUGCAAACGUUUUUUGAAGAAGAGGAGUAUCGAUGUCGAAAAUUGCCCGAUGAGCAAUUUGCGAAGGCUUAUCAGGAAAUAGGCCAACUUCAGAUUCAUGGUCUAUCUUGGUCUUUACCAGAAUUAACAAAAGAACGCAGUUCAAUUUCCUUUGCAUCGAUAUCACUUCGAAGGUUCUUUAAAAAGUGUUGGGAAGAUCCUUUAAAGCCUAACAGUGAAAACGAUGCAUCCUGCCCUUAA